Messenger RNA from Calliphora vicina (urban bluebottle blowfly), 7339 nucleotides. RefSeq lists its product as uncharacterized. Gene Ontology annotation, molecular function: RNA polymerase II cis-regulatory region sequence-specific DNA binding; DNA-binding transcription factor activity, RNA polymerase II-specific; chromatin insulator sequence binding. Bases 1619 to 7339 code for a protein of 1906 amino acids. The transcript is spliced from 8 exons. Gene Ontology annotation, cellular component: chromosome. Lineage: Eukaryota; Metazoa; Arthropoda; Insecta; Diptera; Calliphoridae. Gene Ontology annotation, biological process: regulation of transcription by RNA polymerase II. The record is from RefSeq and is a predicted model, not a curated record.
UGAGAACAAAGUAAAUGAGAGAAAUCUCUAAAUUCCGUCGUGCAGCGCCAUUAAAGCGCGUUAAAAUAUCUAAAAUCUACGAUUAUUAGUGAUUUUUUAAUUAAAUAAAAACUUUUAAAUAGACAAUUAACUAAUAGUCUUACUAACUAAUAUGAAUUUAAUUAGAAAUCAGUUGAAUUUAUAGGAAAAAACCGAAAUUGAAUUUACAAAACUGGUCGUCGGCUGCAAAACACGACAAAAAAAAGUGGACAGAAAAAACUCAAUCGAAUGUACGUUGUCGUUUUCGGAUAGCUGCUGGUCUUUUUAAAUAAGUAGUUGCCACAGGAGGUGGCAAGAGAAUUGUGUGUGAAAGAAAGAAAAAAGUUAAAUAAAAUUUAAAAGUAUUUAUAUGUGAAAAAAACGGGGAAGAAGGUAAAGAAAUCGAGAAAAUUGCAUAAAUUGAAAUUCAGGAAAAUCGAAAAAUAGUAUGUAUUUUCAAAAAUUUAUAUCGGUUGAAAAUAGAAUGCUAUUGUGUAAAUGUGUUUGAAAAUUGCGGAUAAAACGAAAACGAAAAAAAAUGUUAACGAAAAUUGAAAAUCAUUGAUUGUUGGGUUCUUUUUCGGUUUUUUUCUUUUUUUUUUGGUUAAUAGUGUGUAUACAACAAAAUCCUCCUUUUAGUGAAUAGCUCAAGAAAUAUUAAAUUAUUUCGUAAAGAAUUUAACUGAAGCUAAAAAUAUAUUUAAAAAAAAAAAUGAAUUUAUAAGUUUAAAUGAAAAGAAACGUAAGAAAAUGCCAGCUAAAAGAGAAAAUUCAAGAUAAAUGUAUAAGAAAACACAUAAUUCAUAAGAAAAGUCAAUAAUAAGAAAAUAUAUAUUAAAAAUAUAUGUGAAAAAGAAGAGCUAAAGCAACAACAAGAAAAAAGCAAAAAUAUAUAUUGAAAAAGUAACAGAGAAUAACGUAAGCGUUCUCAUUCAAGCAGAGCUGUCAUCACAUAACCUCAAUACAAUACCACCACUACGUUUACUACUACUACAACAACUACUAUAGGACUGUGUAAAAGAGCGCGCUUAAUUGUACAUUAUUUACGCUGUUAACGUUUAAUGACGUCAACGUCGACGUUGCCGUUAACAUUUGUUCAUUCUUUCUCUGGUUAAAUAAUUGAAAGCGAAAUAACAAAAAAUAUACUCAUAAAAUAAUGAAACAAAAAUUAAAGUGAAAUAAAAUAAAUUAAAGAAGAAUAUAAAGGCAAAUAGUGGAAAUUAAUAAAAAAAAAACAAGCUAGCUAGCUGGCUGACUGGCAAGGCAGCAGCGAGUGUUCGUUCGUGUAAUGAAAAAAAAUGUUAUUGUGUGUAUGUGUUUGUUUAUAUAGCUCUGCAUGUGUAAAUAUGUGUAUUAAAAAUAAAGAAAUAUAAACAUAAUAAAAAAAAAUAUAGUAUGUACAACAACAAACCAAACGGCAACUAAUAAUAAAUAACAAAUAAAACAGCAGCAGCAACAACAACAACAUUAACAUCAAUAAAAUAGAAAAGAGAAAAGCAGAAGAAAAUAAAGUAAAGAAGGUAGAAAGAAAUUAAAAAAAUCAUAUAAACGAAAUUAAGCCAAAUGCAGAAUAAGAAAAAGAAAUCAACAGAGCAACAAAAUGGAUACAAAAACUACACAAUUGGAUUUUAAAAUACUGGUGGAUCAAACUCUAACUUGUCUGGAGAAGUUUGAUGCAGUAUCUCGUUGCGAUGCUUUACACUAUUUGCUAAGGAAUCUCAAAUUUAAAUAUCCCGAGGCGUGUGAACAAGUCAUACCUAGUAUUUUUCCCCAAACGUCGCUUGCGGACAACAAGAAACAAUUGCAAUUGUUGCUGGCCACCAAAAAGGAGGAAUGUAUUAAGAACGAAGAUGAAAAUGCUUCAUCGACUGAUUUGAAUCAAAAUUUCGAAAAAAUCCUCUGUAAAGAGGAGUUUAUGUGCGUGGAUGAAGACGAUAAUGCCUAUGCCGAUGAUGCUGAUAAUGAGAAUUCAUCUUCGCUGAGUAAACGAGUUCGUUACGCAGGCAUAAAUGUUUCGAGGGGCACAAUUAGAACAGCGGCCGGAUCUACGUCUGUAGUACAGCAGACGGUUGGUGAUCCAUUGGACUUGAUACCCUCAUCGGUUAUACACGCCCGACGUCUUGGAAGAAUAGCAACAGCCGAUGCUGAUGGUGAUGAAAGUAAUAGCUUAGAUGCGCUAGGACCAGAAAAUUCGCUAAAACGAUCACGUAGACGUGCUUUUGGUCAUAAUUCAGCAGGUCGUAGUUCUUUUGGCAAAUUAAAUCUUCAGUCAUCACGCUUGUUGUUGGGUGAAAAACUUCAACGUGUUUCUCAUUUAGGAGAAGGUUACGUCUUUCAUGCGGACACCGAGUUUACGGUACGUUUUCAUUAUAGUUCACACGAUCUGAGUAUACGUGUGUACAAAGAACAAUUUCGUUUAUAUUUGAAAUCGGCUUUGAGACGUCACGACAAAGAAUUCUUAAAAGAAUUUCAACGUGAGUUCGUUUUUAACGGACGUCUGUUGGGCACAACACCGCCCAAACAUGUUUUGGAAAAGCUGAGAGCCGAACGUUUGGAAGAAUGGCAGCAGCAAAAGAUACGUAAACAGCAACAGUUGCAGGAGCAAAAAUUACAAUUGCAACAACAACAGCAGCAACAUCAUCAAAUGAUGUUAAUGCAACAGAGAAGACGUAUGAUGGCCGGUUCAUUGCAUAACACAAUGUCAGCGUCUGGCAAUGCCUAUGAUUCCGAAAUGGAAUUCGAAUUAGAAACUGAAUCUCAAUUGUCCUCAGCAUCGCAAGAGAUUAUGAAAUUUGAAGAAGUUCUUGAUGAGGGUGUGGGACCCGGACGUCUGAUUGAUGGUCUUGUUAUGGAACCCGAAAUGGAUGAUGUAAUCGGUGGUGGCAGUGGUGCUAGUGUGAGUGGAGGUAGCGGUAGUAGUAAUAGUUCGGGUGGCAAUGGUCUAGAUACCUUGCCCAAUGAUUUAGCCACCAACGACAGCUCGUCAACAUUUGCUGGCAAUAGUUCUGCCGGGGCAGUAGGAGGACCAACAUUUAAAAAUCAUUUAGCGCAACAACAGCAUGGACCUAACAACGCGCUUAUGAUGAAUGGUCUUACACCAUCGAUGGCAAACAAUAUUAUUCCUAAUAACAUCAAUCAACAACAACAGCAACAGGAUGUAAAUCCACAACAAUUACAGGCUACAGCCCAAGGUAAUAGCCUACCGAAUAUGGCUUCCAAGGAGCAUCAACAACAUCCACAACAUCAGCUACACUAUCACCCACAAAUUAUUUCGAAUCAACAAUUGCAACAACCCCAUAAUCAUAAGGUGGGUUUGUUAAGUGAUAAACAACAACCUCAUCAUGUAAAUAGUCUAAUGAAUAAUAUGGGACAACCGCCUAUACAACAACAACAGCCACACUUCCAACAUCAGGCUCAACAGCAACAACGUUUUAUGAUGCAACAGCAGCAGCAGCAACCACAGCAAAAUCACUACAAUUCCCAUAUGCAGCCACAAAAUCAUCCAUUAGCCAUGAUCGGAGGCAUGAUGGAAACGGCCAACCAACAACAUCAGCAGCAAAUGCAAGUACAACGUAUGCAACUUAAUGCUUCCAAUAACAUGAUUAAUAGCAUCGAUAAUAUACUGGGUGGUGCAGCAACAACACAAAAUAAACUGACACCUCCUCCUCCGUCUCACGCUAACACGGAAAAUUUGCAAUAUAUGCAGCAACAGCAAUUGCCUCCUCAUAUGCAAAACUUGCCACCUCAGCAGCAGCAACAUAUUUUAAUGCAACAACAGCAGCAAACCCUCUUAAGCGGUGCAAAUCUUACACCCUCAACUACGCCAACAUCUAGCAUGGGCUUAAUGCCAAAUGCAUCUACUACUCCUACUGGCAACUCUUCGGCAAACGCCUCCUUCGAACAUGAUGAUGAAGGCCUGUCCCAUGAUGAAGACGAUGAAGAUCAUGAAAACGAUACAAAUGACGGCAUGGAACCCAAGCAACAGCUAAUAGAUGGUGGAAGUAGUAGCAGCACCUCGUUACAGGCACCAUCCGGUGCCGGAAAUGCCAGUGCGCCUGGAACGAAAAAGGAGAAGCCCAGUUAUAAUUGUCUACUGUGUCCCAAGUCAUAUCGUAAACGAAAAUCACUACUGGAUCAUUAUAAAAUACAUCCGGGCUAUUGUCAUGAUUGUGGCAAACCUAAUGGUACCUCAUUGGAGGAAAUUAUCCAUCACAAUCGGACAGUACAUGCUAAGGAAUUUCCAUUUGUUUGCGAAACGUGUGGUGAAUCCUAUUCACGGCGUCAACAAUUUCAUGCCCAUGUUGAAUCUCACAACAAGAAGGAAUUCAAAACAUAUUCCUGUAUUGAGUGUGGCCAAAAGUUCCCCCACAAGAAACUACAUCAACAACAUUUGGAUGAUACUGGUCACAAGGCUGAUGGUGCUAUUUGUGAAGUCUGUGGUGAUGAGUUCCCAUCCAAGAAUGCCUUGUAUCAGCAUAUCAUACGUGUUCACAAAAAGGACAACUUUUUCGAGUGUCACAUUUGCCAGAAUCGCUUUACCCUAAAGGCGAAUUUGGAACGACACGUACAAUUGCACACAGAAAUUAAGCGAACAUAUGUUUGUGAUUUAUGCGGUUCUUCCUAUUUUACAUAUCCAGCUUUAAAAGACCAUUACAGUAAUGCUCAUACAGAUGCUUCGGAAUGCAAGUGCACGUUGUGUGGCAAACGUUUUGGUUCGGUAAAAUCACUGCAACGUCAUUUGCCAUCGCAUUCGGAGGAAAGGCCACACUGUUGUUGUUAUUGUGAUCAGACAUUCAAAUGGAAAACACAUCUUGUUCGUCACAAACAAACGGUACAUGGCAAUCAACCGUCGCCUAAAAAAGUUAAACGCUUCUCAAAAGAAGGAGAUGAAUUAGUCCCAGUAGCUGAUGAGCCUGGACCACCGCCAGCAAAAGUUGCUAAAAAAUCGAAUGCUAGUAAACCAAAACAGCAAGCGAAUCCAACGCCACCAAUCCAGCAGCAGCAACAGCAAAAAAUGGGUGCUAUAGCUACACCACCACCACUAUCAACUACGCCGGGAACUUCUUCAUCAUCACAACAAGAUCCCUUCAAUGCUGCCAUUAUAUCGAACAAUAGUUCACAGUCUUCAACAGCCUCUACAUCACAGCACUCACUGCAGUCAAGUGAAUCCCAACCGAAUUCCAUGUACAGUCAAAAUUUCAGUGCUGAAAAGUUGUUGGGACAACAUACUCAACAACAGCAGCAACCACAACAACAACAACAGAUUCUAACUGCACAUAAUGCACAACCGCAGUCACACCCGCUUCCACAGCAGCAGCAACAGCAGCAAAGACCAACACCACCUCCCCAUUCUCAUCCCCCACAACAACAACAGCAGCCACCACAACAACAACCACCACCACCACCACAACAACAGCAACCACAAGCGCAUCAUCGUCACACACCCAAUAGUCAUACACCCGAUAAUAAUUUGCCACGUAUCAACAGUUUCGGUGGUGGGGGACCCUCUCAGCCUGAGACACAAUUUCAUUUUGAGCAAAGUGCCGCUGGCGGCCAAACUUCUAAUAUAACAAAUCCAGGUGCUUAUCCACAACAUCAAAUUAUCAAUCAGUAUCAGCAGCAACAUCUUCAGCAACAGCAAUUGCAACAAGCUGCUCAGCAGCAACAUAUGCGUAGUCAUACUCCACAAAGUCCACAUCAUCAUGUGCAGCAUCAACAACAUUUUCCAUCACCGCAUCAGCAACACAUGCAAAGUGCUGCUCAGCAUCAACAGCAACUACAUCACCAUCAGCAAAUGAUGCAUCAACAGCAAUUGCAACAGCAGCAACAACAGCAACAACACCAGCAACAACAGCCCCAUCAGAGGCAACACAAUCAACAACGUUCGCCACAUCCACAUCAGACACCAGCGCAACAAUUGCAACAGCAGCACCAACAACCCAUGCAUUCGCCACAGCAUGUACGUUUGCAAUCACCAGCUCCCCAAUCUCACACCCCCCAACCUCAUACACCGCAACCACAACAACCAACCACACCACAGCAACAGCAGCAACAACCUCAACAACAGCAACCACCCUCAGUUGCUGCAAAUCAUCAACAGCAAUAUACAACAGAUGCUUGGGGUAAUAUUAAUUUUGUUGGACAUCCCUCAAAUGCCAGUAGUCAUCAACAGCAGCAACAACAGCAACAGCAACAAAAUAAUACAACCAAUUUGCCAGGUGAUAAAGAUAAUCCCAACAAAUUCUAUAUAGUUGAUUCUUCGGAGUUUCUGGGUCUUCCAAUGAAUGUCGCUGGCGGCAAUACACCAGGUGUGUCAGAAACCAACAAUCAGUUAUCUAAUGCUCAGCAACAACAACAACAGCAGCAGCAGCAACAACAAACACCAAUGGUUGCUAAUAAACCUCCACAACAACAGCAGCAGCAACAACAACAGGAGCCAAAUAUUGGCGGUGACCUAAUGAGUUUUCAGAACAUGUGGCCACAAACAAAUCAGCCGAAUAAUCAAAUGGCCUACAAUGCAAAUGGUGCCCAACAGCAACAACAGCAGCAGCAGCAACAACAACAGCAGCCUCAAACACAACAACAAGGUGCUGCGCAACAACCUACAGCCGCUGCGGCAAGUGUUACGGCCGCAGAUCCUCACAAUUACAACAAUAUUGGCAGUAUUUUAACGAAUCUCAUUGAUAAUAAUCCGAAUCCAAUGGAAUAUAACUUCGAAUUAAUGCAACAGCAACAACAACAGGGAUCUGGUGGCAGUGGCUCUUCAACACCAGUUAGUGCCCAACAACCACAACAACAAUCUCAACAAACACCACUUGGUGUUCAACAUCACCAACAGCAGCAGCAGCAACAACACCAACCUUCAGCCGCAGCUGCGGCCGCAUAUGGUUUACAACCCACACCUGGAGCUAGUGGCCUAAUACGUCAUGGCGGUGUUUAUGGAGCUCCUUCUUCUCUAUACGAUCCUCACCAUCAUCCGGCUCAUCAUCCUUCCAGUUUGGCCGAAAUGAGUGAACAACAAAAGAACAGUUUUCAACCCUACCAUCCUCAUGCGGGACUACAGCCACAUGCUCAUGCCUUAGGUGGCCAUCCAUUAGCCCCUACCGCUCAUCAUCCGUUGGCGGCUGCUUCUCAUCUUUUACCCCCACCUCCACCACAUGCCGGACAUCAUGUAUACGAUCGAGGUGGUUAUCCUGUGUUGGGCGGCGGAGUUGAUGAAGCUAAAGCCGUUCUACCUCCUAUAAGCGAUUACAUGCAUCACAUGCAGCAGCAACAUGUCCAACAGCCCGAUUUAUUGUACUACCCUGUGAAAAACGACUGA